Messenger RNA from Orbicella faveolata, 4244 nucleotides. RefSeq lists its product as uncharacterized. The record is from RefSeq and is a predicted model, not a curated record. Gene Ontology annotation, biological process: negative regulation of intrinsic apoptotic signaling pathway in response to DNA damage. Gene Ontology annotation, cellular component: nucleus; cytoplasm. NCBI's taxonomy places the organism in Eukaryota, Metazoa, Cnidaria, Anthozoa, Scleractinia, Merulinidae.
CCCCUCCCACUUUUGCUGAAAAUGUCAGGCCAGAAUGGUGAUAAUCCUCCCCUCCCCCACUUGAUCCACACCACCUAUCAGUAUUAAGCUCCAGGGUGGGGGAGGGCUACCUGUGGGUAAUUGACUUGGCGAGCCUCCCCCUGAGUAGUGAGAACUGUCUUUGACAAAAUACGCUACCAAGUGGACAGAAAUGUGAUAUUUACAAGGUGCCUGAAGGUGGGAAAUUUGAGUCUGGCAUCUUGAAAAUGUCGAAUUCCCCUGGGUCUGCAAGCCCCUCCCUACUCCUGGGCUUAGUUGAGGCAGACUUUCAGCUCCAGCCCCAGGACUCCAGCUAUUCUUUUUUAAGUAUGAAAAUUGUAGAACAGCGUCUUCAACCCCCAAGACCCGAUAUACAACUAAAAAAUGGUUAAAAAUCAACCUUAUUUUGAUAUACGUUAGCUUAUUACAGUAGUCCUGUCGACGCUAGCUUCGUCAAUGCACCAUGGACAGCAACAUCAGUACAGUCACGGUAGCUUCUGAUUUGAAUGCAUCCUUGAAACAUUCUAACAAAUAACCGAAUCUGACGAUGACUUGAACAAGUUUUUCUUGCAUAAGGGUCUUUAACGGACAGAUUUCGCUAUCGUGAACAGAAUACAAAGCUUUCGAAUUUCAUAAUCACAGAGGCUAGUCGGGCCAGCGCCAGCAGCGCAGAGGACAAAAGAGUAGCAAAGUCCAACUCGUCCUGGACUGGGGCUUACCAUUCUUUUCUAUUCGAUGAUCUGAUUGGGUAAUCCAAAAUGAGCGCCAUUUUGGAUUUUUCUGGUGCAGUUUGGUGAAGCUUGAGGUAAACAAAAUGAUUACGAUGAAAAUAUGUGAUUUGUGGCUGUCGUGACUGUGAUGGCAACGCGCAGUGUGUUUGUUUUGGCUACUGUCGUGUCUAUUCGUGACAAAUUCUGCUAUCCUUGUUGCACUCGAUGUCACAAGAAAGUUCAUACAAGAGAAGACGAUGUAACAUUCUGGUGUGAGGGAUGCAGCGUGAAGUACAGUGCAGAGGUUGUUGAGUAUCGGUACCGGAUCAGUGUUUUGGCGUCAGACAGAACACAGAUGGCACAGAUCACAGUGUUUGGUGCCUGUCUGGACAGGUUCUUUGGCACAUCAGCCACAAGCUUUGUGAGGUUUGUUAACAGUGUACAAUCUGAUGCAUGUUCUUUCAUCCCAUGGUUUCGUGCUGUUCACCAAGCUAUGGAGCAGUGUUUCGUUGGUGCCUUGUUACAGUUUGGUUUCAGAAUCUAUUCACCUUGCAGAACAGCUUCUCAAAUCUCCCGCAACUCUCCUUUUCGCCUCAAAAACAUUGUAAACAAGCAGCACAAAUCAGCAAGAGAAGGUUGCCUGCCUGAAAAAUUUCCAAGUCUUCUAGCUUGCCAAAUACUGCCUUGCUCCUCAAGCGACCAAAGCCCUACGGUGUUUCAGAUAUUGAAUGAAUAUUUACAACAGUUACACAGACGCACACCAGAAUCACUCAGUCUAAGGAGCUCUCAGCCCUCGCCACUAUCUCAAGCGAGUUACGAGGCGUUUUUAGCAGCAAGACGCGCGUCUCUUCAAGAAACAAGAGCGUCAUCAAUUUACUGCACACCACAAGGCUUUGGUUCCAUGAUCACACCUCUUGCGUUAACAGGUUUAUCACAACCUUCUUCUGGUAGUGUGCCAUCACAAGGGAGUGGGCAGGGAUCACAUACUCAGGGCAAGAGGAAGUUCGAUCCUGCUUUUCCAGAUCUCGACGACCCACUUCCCUUCCGAAACGAAGUCAUGAACAGCAAGAGCACACACUGUCCCCCUUGUAUGAUUCAGUCCUUGACUCCAGCCAUCUUGAAACCCAGGGAAACAAACACUGAAGACGUUGAUGACUUCACGGAACAGCAUUUUUCUCAUGAAUGGACGGAGUAUGACGACUUCCCUUCAUCUGAGGAUCUCAGUGCAUUUCUGGCUGAUGUGGAAAGGGACGCUUUUGGUAAAGAGGACGGACAAACAAUUCCUUCCCUACACUCCACGACAACAGAAUCCGCGACGUUAAAAGACGUUGUGUGUGAGAUGACUCGCGCGUCAAAUGCAGAGGAUUUCACUGAGUUUACCGAUUUUCCAUCUUCUGAAGAUUUGGACGCAUUCUUGGCCGACAUAGAACUCGAUUGUGAAAAUAUACCAAUAAGGAAAUCUCCCACGCCUAGAUCUACCGCAACCUCUGCCGCCUCCCCGAACAGUAAACCUCACGGCAAGGUGAAGGGCUCAAAGUGUUUGGCGGUUAAAGGCCAUGUGGUCGAAGACAUUGGGAAUGCAUACGAUAUUAAGAUCUCAAGUGAAUCUCUCGAAAAUAAAGUCCAAACAUCCAGCGACACGGAACAUGGCAGUGAUAGCUUUUGUGUCCAAGAGGAAGCGAGGCUGCCUUGCCGAGCGAAGUGUUCUUCGUGCUCGGAUAAAAUCAUGCAUGGCAGGGAUUGUUCGGAUUCACAAUUAUUGAGAGACUGCGACAGUGUUUUCGCUGACAUGACUGAAAAUAUGCGCAUUGAUGGCAAAGCAGUGGGCAAAUCUAGUCAGUUACUUGAAAGAAUAAACUUAAGCAGCCAGCGAGGAUCUAUUUCGCAGAAUAGUCACGAAGACGUGAGUAAUCUCAGAACGAGGCGAAGCAGGCCCUUCUGCCGAUCUAGAUCUACUGAAGAAUUUCACGAAAAGGACAUGGUUUGUGAUACGCCCUUGAGAAAUGAGCAAACUAAAAAAAUGCGGUCACGUGAUGAUCAUAAUGCAAAUGAAACCGACGAGGGUCAACUGGGUGAUCGAUUGACGUCUAUGGAUCACCAUGGUAACAGUGGGGUCUCGAUGAUAAAUGGCAGUUGCGACAUGAUGACCUCUGCACCCUUCUCUCCUGAUUUGUUUUCUCAAUCGUUGUCUGUUGUGGAAGGUUGUUCUAAGUCAGCGGAUCUCUUUUCCUCUCCAAGACUCGUUGAAGGUGAAACGCGUUCUCCGUGUACCCAUGGCGGCGCAACGCCCGACCUGUUUUCGCCUCGAACAAGUUCUGCCAUCCAUACCCGUUCUUGCAGCAAGGAGGAACUUCACUCAGUCCUUCUGUUCUCAAGUUCUGAAUGUUCCCACCUACCCGUGUGUGAAAACGAGGCUGCCUCACUUUCAAACGUUGAAAAUGAGUUUAACAGGAGUUCACUUCUUGUUAAUUUACAUUCUACACCCUAUGGUAUUGGCAUUCCUUCUAGAAUGUUGAGUAAACCUUGGACUCCCAUUCAAGUUUCUCCAUUGGUAGCCAGCACAGGAUCUAAUCGGUGUAACGAUAUCAAUCUACAGGGAACUCCAGUUCUUUUUUCUCAGCUGUCAAACGGCAGUUUAUGAACCGAGUACCUCGAGUCCAUUGUGGUGUAAGACUGACAUUUGACUCAAUUAAAGGUGGACUGAUCGGCAAAUUAUUCAUUUUCAAAUGGUGGAUGGUGAAGAGCCAGUGCAACUGGUGAGUUUCCUUCGAAUUCCAUUCCUAGUGAUAGUUGACACCACGCCGGGUCUUUGUUUUGUUAUCUGUUGCCAUAUUUUAGGAAAGCUGCAUCACCUGUUCGUAUAAGAGCACUUGUUUGACUGAAUGGACAAUAAAUGUUAAUCCAGACUUACUUACUGAAAAAAAUAAAUAAAUAGGAAUUUGCAGUGGUAUACCCCACGGAGAGGCUCUUCGUCCACUGUUUCUAGAUCGAAAUGGAACUUAGAACUUAGAAGUGUUGGUUGUUGUGGAGCAAGGAAAAUCGGAGAACCCGGAGAAAAACCCUCGAAGCAAGGCGAGAGCAAACAACAAACUCAACCGCACUUUUGACGCGGGGCUCAGAAUUCAAACCUAACCCACAUUGGUGGGAGGCGAGCACCACUGCAACAUGCCUGCUCCUCUUUGCCCCUCGUAAGGCAUAAGGCUUCUACCAUAGUUCCCCCUCGGACCCUGCUCUUUGCGAUCUUUAACUAAUCCAGGCUAUACCCUUAAAAUUAUGGGCAAAAAGUACUCCACUAAAGGUCAGGAACAAGCACCGUACUCCCUUUGAGCGAGACUCAUUCCCAGUCCCUAUUUAUUUGGUAUCCAAAGGUUGACGAAGGACCAGGGGGGAAACUUGCCUAGUUCUUAGGCCUCAAUAUUUCGCCGCGGUCAAUAUAAUCAUGUCGGGUCACAUGGUCCGGGGUCGUGAAGGCCUGGGAGAAAGCCGUACAGGAACUCGGCAAGGGAGAGCCGACAU